AGUCGUCUCCAUCAUCCUGCAUCCAUUAAUAUUCUCUCUAUAUCUGGUCAUGGGUUUCAGCGUUUUUCAAACUUCCCGUCAUGCCCGCGCUCAAAAGCUACCCGUCCGUUGAUUAUAAUUUAUAAUAAACCCUAUUCUUUUCAUUUCAAAUAUUAAACAAAUUCAUAAAAACCCUGCGAGAGAGAGAGAGAGAGAGAGAGAGAGAGGGACUUUUAGAUAUCAUACAGGGACAAGAGAGAGGGAGACUCGGGCCGAUGAUGUUCAUCACUCAUCAUUCUCUUUUACCUCUCAAAGUUGCAAUUAAUCUCUACUAUGUUUGUUUGAUUAUAUUCUCUUGGAGUUAGAGGGUCUCCCGAGUACCUUUAAACCCCAUUUGUUCAGAUCUACGCUUCCAGAUUGUAUGUACAAACAGAUACCCUUUCUCGAAUAUCGAAAAAACAGGAUUGAAUGAAUUGCUCGCGAGCGCCUUGGUGGGUUCGAUUGUGGCAUAAAGAUCGAUGGGCUACGACGUAGAUCAGAGCUUCCAUUGCAAUUAACCCAUUACUCUCUCUCUCUCUCUCUCUCUCUCUCUCUCUGCGCUUAUGAUUAUCGGAUCAAAGCUGACUGAAAAGGUAGAAUCCAAGGCAAUUCGGUGUCGUAUCGGGGCUGUAGGGUGCUUGGGAGUUCACGAGCUGUGUUGGGUUUUUCUCUUAGGGCCGAACAGUGUCCAUCUGUAAAGAGAAAAGGAGAAUAGGGGUUCUUUUGCCUCACAUUUUUUAUAAAGGCUUUUGGUUUUAGCAUGCGAAUUGGCGUCGAAGAAAGAGAGGGGUGAACGAUGAAGGCGGAGGAUAUGAAGACGAAGCAGCUUGGGAAUGAAGGUGCCAAGCAAAAAGAGCGACACAUUGUUACGUGGAGUCAGCAGGAGGAUGAUAUUCUUCGGGAGCAAAUUGGCGUCCAUGGAACUGAAAACUGGACGAUUAUUGCUUCCAAAUUCAAGGAUAAAACUACAAGACAGUGCAGAAGAAGAUGGUACACUUACUUGAAUUCUGAUUUCAAGAAAGGGGGAUGGUCUCCGGAGGAAGACAUGCUCUUGUGCGAGGCUCAGAAAAUUUUUGGCAACAGAUGGACUGAAAUAGCAAAGGUGGUUUCUGGCAGAACUGAUAAUGCUGUAAAAAAUCGGUUCUCCACCCUGUGCAAGAAGAGAGCUAAACAUGAAGCCUUAUCAAAAGAGAACAACACUUUGUACAUCAACCAAAAUAACAAGAGGGUAUUAUUUCAAAAUGGGUAUAAUACAGAUGGACCAUUAGAAGGUGCAGCAACUCUGAAAAAGAUGAGGCGGUUCCACAUCCCUGAUCUCGCAGAAAAUUACAAUCGCAAAGAAAAAUCACUUGGCGAAUGUGGAACAACUGUGCAUCAGCAACUAAGACACCCAUUUGCAGUUUUGGUUCAGAACUUCCACAAUGUCAGCAACUUGGCAAUUCAGCAUCAUGCCAGCAAUGUCAAGGAGGCCUCAAAUGAUGCAGCUCAGAGUAACAAGUUUCGAGGAACAUUUCUGAAGAAGGAUGAUCCAAAGAUAACUGCUUUGAUGCAACAAGCAGAAUUACUCAGCUCUCUUGCAGUAAAAGUUAAUGCGGAGAACACGGAUCAGAGUCUUGAAAAUGCUUGGAAGGCUCUCCAAGAUUUCCUCAACCAAAGCAAAGAAAGUGAUAUGCUCAGAUUUAAGUUUUCUGGUAUGGAUUUUCAACUCGAAGAUUUCAAAGACUUGGUAGAUGACCUGAGGAGUAGCGAGGAAGGAAGUCGUCCAUCCUGGAGGCAACCUGAUUUAUAUGAGUCUCCAGGGAGCUCCGAAUACAGUACAGGAUCUACUCUCCUGUCCCAAACAACAGGAGAUAAAACAGAACAAACUCAAGCUGAGGUUUGUGGAAUGCAUCAGGAUAUUGGAAUUCAGCUACAAUCAGUUAAUUCAGAAGAACGAAAUGGUGGUAAUGAUUGCAGAAAUGGAAUUAUUUCUGGUGCAACAACAAAUGAAGCAGAUAUCUUUUUGUCCUGUGAUGAACUGAAAAACAAUGGAGUUGCUUCAGCCUUAUCAAAUACAGAGUUCAGUUCGCCACUACAAGUAACUCCACUGUUCAGGUCCUUAGCAGCGGGGAUUCCCAGCCCCAAGUUUUCAGAAAGUGAGAGGCACUUCCUACUCAAAACACUUGGAAUGGAAUCCCCAUCUCUAAACCCAAGCAAUCAUCCUUCGCAAACACCACCCUGCAAAAGAGCACUCCUCCAUAGUCUAUAAGCAACAUCUCUGAUCCAUCUCACAUAAGAGAUUAUGCUGGGUCCACAACCAUCAUGAUCUUAUUUUACUUAAGCAAUUUAGAUACAUAUAUAUUUUUCCCCUUUUGAGUUCAGUUUCCGGGAUCGCAGCCAUGCUGACCUUAUUUUUACAGAAGAAGAUCUGCAUUACAGUGAUCCAGAAUGUCAUGGUGCAUUCGCCAACAGAUCUAACAACAAGCUCUGUGUUCUUUUUUUCUACAUGAAUUACUAGACCUAAUAUGCACUAAAACUCCGGUGUGCUCGUGAAAGUGUGUCAUUCUUUUGUUUCACUUCUCAUGGGAAUCGGUUUCUCAUGGGAUUUGGUUUUGGGUAUUCUCUUCCCCACAGUUUUUUUGGUUUUGAUUUGUCAUUGUACAGAACCUGCAGUAUAUCCCUAGUUUUACAGAGUGUAACUAUAUAUAUCGGCACCUCGCCUAUAUUCCCUAGAUAAGAACAAGAAGGAAAGGGAAAAAAAAAAAAGGAUCAACCAGUUGAAUUGGAUUCCUACUUGUUGAUUUCGGUGUGCAUAGAGUAUAGAAUAAGUUUUCUUGGGUUUUUAGCUUUUCUAUUCAAACUGUCAUGUACUAUUUAACAUUUUGAUGAUUGGAGUGGAAAAUGGUUUUGGUUUGCA
Malania oleifera is the source of this 2914-nucleotide messenger RNA. Its product is annotated as transcription factor MYB88. Gene Ontology annotation, cellular component: nucleus. Gene Ontology annotation, molecular function: DNA-binding transcription factor activity, RNA polymerase II-specific; RNA polymerase II cis-regulatory region sequence-specific DNA binding. Lineage: Eukaryota; Viridiplantae; Streptophyta; Magnoliopsida; Santalales; Ximeniaceae. The record is from RefSeq and is a predicted model, not a curated record. Bases 815 to 2266 code for a protein of 483 amino acids. The transcript is spliced from 12 exons. Gene Ontology annotation, biological process: regulation of DNA-templated transcription.